AUGGAGGACAAAUACCAGCUCGAUACGUCCAAGAGGUACUCUCGGUUACUCAUAGUUUAUUUUACGUUAAUUAUCGUGACAAAGAGCAAACUCGUCCUCUUCUUCUGCUCUCAGUGCUGUAGUUGAAUCUUCUAAUGUUGAUAUUCCUUUGACGCACUUCAAGUUCUUGUUGUUCUCUUCGUUCAUCUUGUUCAGACAAUCUUAAAACAAACUAAUAGUAACAACUACAACUUUCAGUUUCUUGGACUCGUUCGACUUCACGGCGAUAGAAGAGAUGGACCCGAGUUUGACGGAAGGGCAUCGAGUAACCUACGAUAGAGAAUGCCCCUUCGAGUUAAGGGUCCAAGACGCGGACGCAGGUCCACAAGAAGUUGGGACACUGGAAGCAAUAAAAUGCAAAAUUUUAUUUCUGGUAAGUUGUAAAGCUCCACCAAAUAAAGUACUUUAGGGUUUAGGGUUGCGCAGUAAUUUUUAGGACGAUGAAUAGGUUGAGGAUUUGCUGAUUCUGAUGUUAUAAUCGACUGCAUGAUCAUAGAUUUAAGUACUUACUCACUGUGAUCAGUUGUUGGCAUUGACAAUGAUACCCCAUGAAAUUCAGGGCGACGAAGCAGCACCAGCACACAUUCGCAUCGAGUUGACGUCAGAGAACGAUUUGUUCUUCCACUACACCCACAGCGUAGACGAACAGGGGUUUCGGCAAAUGCAGGAAAAUCAGAAACUGAUGAUAGAUUUCCCGGAUUACUGCAGUGUGGUCAUCAAGAUGCUUAACAAUUGCAUCAAAGAACCACAUAGGUACUGGUGCUAUUUUUGAUGCUAAUAUAAUUUGUUUCAAUCUUCGUGUUGUGUUGUUGUUCGAGUUAAUAAUCUAUCAUGCGUUCUUUCAUCUACUUUGCUCCUUGUUUAUCAUUCACCAAAUCAAUUCACCACGACGACCACACUAUCAGUCUUAAAAUUGCUCCGUCGCCAUCCUCCACCACACCAGCGAGCCCCCACCCCCCUCCUUCUCCUUCUCCACCCGUCCCAGUCUCCUCGCAUUUCCCCGCCCCACCCCGACCUCGCCGAGAAUCUGUUUCACUAUGCCAUUCUAGCUUCCUCGCCGUUUUCGUGAUGCAGAGGGAUGGACACGCUAGAUUAGAUUUCAUCCAGAAUAUGGAGUACAAAUUCGUGGAGCUCCUCAGUUGCGACUUCGUCGCCUCUCCAGAAGAGGUUGUCAGACAGCAAAUUAGUUUUCGAUACAACAGCGUCAAGACGAAAUUGUCGCUGAUGCAGACGAGAUUGCAGGUAUGACUAUGUGAUUCAGGGAGGUGAUGUUCUUCUCUGAUGUUGUAGAUGUAGUAAUUGCAAACCAGAUGAGCAUGAUUGCAUGUUGUAGCUUCUGUUGUCAUAUGUCCUCCUUUGUAACUAAGACUUAAACUAAAACUUCUAGAGUGAGCAAGAGCAUGAGACACUGACAAUGCACACCGACCCGAAAAAUCAGGACAUCAACGCUCUCGUAAAAGUGAAGAACCCGAGUUUGCUACUUCAAUUGCAGAGGGCGCCAGCCAGAGGUCCUAUGAAACGGUGAGAGCACAUGAAGCGGUGAUGAGAGCACCAUCCAGAGGCUCUAUGAAGCGGUGAGGCUUGCGCUUGGAAGAGACGUUUUGAAAAUUGAGUUUCAUUUACCAAGUUACUGUUUGACUUUGAGUUACUUUUUUGCUUACCGACCCAGUUCGACGUUGUUUUGUAUCUACAACUUGCUUCGGGAAAAUAGAACGAAGAUCCAAAGUGGUCACUAAAACGUGGAUGUAGUUUUUUGUCAUUUUCUUGACGUUAAAACAUUUGAUGAUUGAACUUGAGCAAUUGGAUUUUUGACUUUGGAAUCGACAAGAAGAUGAACGCCUACCUACUCAAUAUGACUGAGAAGUUGUAUCAAGGUCGUGGCGGUGACCACGCGGAAAGAACAAUAAUGAACACUGAUACUGAAAAGAGUAUGAACACUGAAUUUCAAUAUCCUAGUUUUCAAACAAGAAGCUGGCUCAUCUGGAACGCUUCUUCUCUAUUACUAUCGAGUUUAUCUUCUUGAUUAAGUUUAAGAGAAGACAUCAGAGGACUGCGGAUCUAAUUUUGAAGAUUCUUCACCACGAUGUUGACCCGAGAUUCUGCUUGGCAAGCAUCGGUUGAUCUGAACAGCAUCCCAUCGGUUUAUGUGAACAGGGUCAACUGCUGGAUCUUACUGUCUUGCUGCU
Molecule: messenger RNA, 2225 nt
Organism: Amoebophrya sp. A25
Lineage: Eukaryota; Dinophyceae; Syndiniales; Amoebophryaceae
Source: the annotation of a GenBank genome assembly